Molecule: messenger RNA, 693 nt
Organism: Cladocopium goreaui
Lineage: Eukaryota; Dinophyceae; Suessiales; Symbiodiniaceae
Source: the annotation of a GenBank genome assembly
AUGCCUCCGGCCAUCGAACGAAUGGCACGCAGCUUCCUUCGGCCGGGCCAAGAAGGACACCGGGGGCACAGGAAGAUCCAGAUCCAACGAGUGAAGUUCAGCGAAAGCCACUGCAACUCAGAAGACAUUGAGCAGAACUUGGAGUUCAUUGGUGAGGCCAAGAAAAAGAAGCGCUUGGAAGAGAUGUUGGUGGGUGCGGAGCCGCCCAUUAUUGUCUUUGUGAACCAAAAGAAGGCCGUGGAUGUGCUGUCCAAGUCCUUAGACAACAACGGCUAUCGCGUUUGCUCCAUCCACGGUGGAAAGAGCCAGGAGCAGCGCGAAUGGGCAAUGAACUCCUUCAAGGAGGGCAGGUACGACAUUCUGGUGGCGACCGACGUGGCCGGUCGUGGUUUGGAUAUCGAGGGCGUGCAGCGUGUCAUCAACUUCGAUAUGCCAAAGACCAUCGAGGACUACACGCACCGCAUUGGACGAACUGGCCGAGCGGGUCUGAAGGGAUUGGCGAUUUCCUUUGUGACUCCAGAGGACUCUGAGAUCUUCUAUGAUCUGACCAAUUUCCUGAAGAGUUCCAACCAAGUCAUUCCUCCAGAGCUUGCUUCCCACCCGGCAUCCAAGUUCAAGCCGGGCACCGUCAACGAACACGGACAGGUCAUGGGUCGCAAGCUCGUGGACCAAGUGGUCUUCGCCAAGAAAUGA